ACUAGUUACCAUGAUCAAGUUCAUACUGUUCGGAGCCCUUGUGGUCAAUAUUAUACUUCUAGCGUCAUCUGCAGACACAGAUAACGAUUAUAGUCGACCUCCACCACCUACAGAAAAUAAAUGCAAAAAGAAUGAGCGAUACGUGAAAUGCCCAAGUCUCUUAUGUCAACCACAAUCUUGUGAUCAACUUGGAUAUCCAAUAGCCUGCCCAAUCCAAGGCGCUGACGGAGAGUGUCCCGGCAAACCAGGAUGUAUAUGUAUUGACGGUUAUUUGAGGAACGAUAAAGGCAUAUGCGUGCCUCAGAAGCAAUGUCCAUCAUGUGGAGGUGAUCCUAAUGCAGAAUCGGGCUGUGGUCAAAAUUGUGGUAGACGAUGUUCCAAUUAUAAGCAGAGUAACGUAGUGUGCCCUCUUAUUUGCCAAAUCAAUGGGUGCGAUUGCAAGAAAGGUUAUAAAUUUGAUAUGCAAGACUGUGAAGGUGUUUCAACACCACUUUUUAAAGGGAAAUUAGAACCUAACGUGGGUAAAUCUAGUUUCCCUUAUCAGGAGCUGGUUGGGUGCCUCAUGUACUUGGCGGUCAACACGAAGCUCGACAUAGCCUACACUGUAACUUAUCUUAGUCAGUUCAACACCAGUUUUGGUGAAAUACAUUGGAAAGCUGCGAAGCGAUGCCUUCAAUAUUUAAAGAACACUAAAGAUUUUGGUAUUACUUACAGAAAAGCAGAACUUGAUAAGCUGCAGGCUUAUUCGGAUGCAAACUAG
Messenger RNA from Hyposmocoma kahamanoa, 760 nucleotides. RefSeq lists its product as uncharacterized. The coding region runs from base 11 to 760 and encodes 249 amino acids. NCBI's taxonomy places the organism in Eukaryota, Metazoa, Arthropoda, Insecta, Lepidoptera, Cosmopterigidae. The transcript is spliced from 5 exons. The record is from RefSeq and is a predicted model, not a curated record.